This is a messenger RNA of Xylaria bambusicola, 1932 nucleotides long. RefSeq names its product WD40-repeat-containing domain protein. Gene Ontology annotation, molecular function: ubiquitin ligase activator activity; anaphase-promoting complex binding; protein binding. The transcript is spliced from 4 exons. Gene Ontology annotation, cellular component: anaphase-promoting complex. Gene Ontology annotation, biological process: anaphase-promoting complex-dependent catabolic process; positive regulation of ubiquitin protein ligase activity; positive regulation of anaphase-promoting complex-dependent catabolic process. The record is from RefSeq and is a predicted model, not a curated record. Bases 1 to 1932 code for a protein of 643 amino acids. Lineage: Eukaryota; Fungi; Ascomycota; Sordariomycetes; Xylariales; Xylariaceae.
AUGCCUGUCCUUUCCCCCGACCGCUUCGUACCCUUCCACGUAGUAGCAGCUGAUCGCUUCCGAGCCAACAAGCAGCCCCACGAGCUGACGCCCUCGGAACGCCUGUUACGUACCGAGAACGGCGGUGUUGACGCCUUCUGCUCCACAGCGAGGCGGCCAGUGCCCACCGCAUCCCGUCGUCUCUCCCGCUCAGAUUGUGUAGAGCGUCGCCAUGGCACAGUCUUGGGGCUGGACCCGCUCGAUCGCCAGGUCAGUCACGGCGCGGUGUGGUCAGUUGGCGGCACCGCUCCUAAUGGCGUCGCUGUCGACGGAGGUCGUGGCCGGCUCGUGAGCUCAGGCACCAAUGCUCGUCUAUAUACCACCUCAUUCUCCAAUCUGAGACCCAAGUCCGAGGAAGAGCAGGAGAGGCAUGAGGGUCGACUCGCGGUAGCGCUCGAUAUUGACCGUGUUAGACGUAUCCUCGACUUUGACGGCUUUUCAACUUUUCCGCGCUACAAGAAGAAGAAGAACAGGACGUCCUUACAGCCCGCUCAAACCGUCUGGACGGGAUCGGAAUGGGCUAACGAUGCGCAUUCGAUACCUAAAGUCUCGAAGCCAGAGCGUGUCUUACCCAAUGCUCCUUUCAAAGUUUUAGAUGCCCCCGGUCUGCGUGAUGACUUUUACUGCUCCAUCAUGGAUUAUUCCAAGUCUUGCAACACUCUGGCUGUUGGCCUAGGCAACCUCCUGUAUGGUUGGUCCGAAGCAUCUGGCGUCUCCCUUCUCAAUGCCGGCGUCAAAGACGGCUCUUGGCUUAGCUCGAUAGCAUUCUCCUCUGAUAAAGGCGGCAAGUCGAUACUCGCCUUCGGUCGAUCGAAUGGCUGUCUCUCGCUGAUGUCUCUAUACGACAGCUUGCUUCCCCGCUUCGAGGCACAGCAGCCAGCACCCGUGGCUUGUCUCUGCUGGCGCCCCACUACAACCAUGAGGCCGUCAGUCAGCGCUUGUAAACAGAAUUGUAUGGUAGCUACAGAAGAUCUCCUUGAAGUGACUCGGGAUAACUGGCCGGGCGCAAUGACACUCAUGGUCCGCAUCAAAGUCCACUCACAACAGGUAUGCGGCCUCGCCUGGUCACCUACGGGCGCUGACUUUGCCACGGGAGGGAACGACAACCUGUGCUGCUUCUUCCAGGCGGACAAGAUUCUGGAGGCAGAGCCUGAAAAAGCCAGUACGCUGCCGUUAGCGUCGACCCAGGACCCAAUUCCCACUACCAAGACCGGAACCUCUCAAACCGCGUCACCCUCUUCAUCAGGUCCCAGCAGUGCCGGCGUGUCUCCCUGCACCAGCGGAGGACCAGACUAUUAUACCAUGCGGCGAGAUCUCGUCCGCCAUCUUCCCGCCGGGUCAGAGAAGCACCGUUGGCGACACGCGGCAGCAGUCAAGGCGAUCGCCUUCUGCCCCUGGCGGGAGGGCCUCAUCGCGACGGGCGGGGGUUCCAACGACAAGUGCAUCCACUUCUACCACACGACGUCGGGCGCGGCGCUGGCGACCAUCUCGGUGGCGGCGCAAGUGACGUCGCUCAUCUGGAGCAAGACGCGGCGCGAGAUCGCGGCGACGUUCGGGUACGCGCAGCCCGACCACCCGUACCGCAUCGCCGUCUUCAGCUGGCCCGACUGCCGGCAGGUCGCGGCGGUCCCCUGGGAAGGCGAGCACCGCGCGCUCUACGCCGUCGCGUACCCCGGCGGGCCCUCGGACACGUACCGGACCAAAGCGCGGCUCCGAAGCCGCACGGCCGAGGAGGGGUGCGUGGUGGUGGCGAGCAGCGACGAGAGCGUGAAGUUCCACGAGGUCUGGCUCGCGGGGAGGAAGGCGACGGCGCUUGGGAGCGGCGUCUUGGCUGGGAGUGAUAUCCUGGAGAUGGAAGAGGGUAUUGAUAAGGAGGGUGAUGUCAUUCGUUGA